Molecule: messenger RNA, 24087 nt
Organism: Porites lobata
Lineage: Eukaryota; Metazoa; Cnidaria; Anthozoa; Scleractinia; Poritidae
Source: the annotation of a GenBank genome assembly
AUGACUUGGAACAACUUAUCGAAAGCUAAUGAAACGUCAUUUCAUAAAAACAUAGUUGACAGCAAUUUGAAGGCGAUGUUGUUUUCAAGCAUAUUUGGAAGCAUUGCGGUACUCUCUUUCCUGGGCAAUCUCCUGCUAUGUCUUGUGAUCUGCAGACGUCGAAAGCGCCUUUCCAAGCCGUAUAACAUUUUGAUGAUAAAUCGCACAGCCAUGGAUAUGUUGAUAGGUUUGAAUUUUUUUCAAACAAAUGUAGUCAGAUUUUAAUCAUAACUCAUAACUUAUUUCUCCUUUGGCACAUGCGUUAUGGUAUACGUACAUCAUUCACCCUUUAUUUAAGCCUCGGAUUUACAGAGUAGCUGUAAAAGCUAUUUUAAAUAUCAUCGAGAAAGCGAAAACAAUAUAAUGAUACAAAAGAAAGAAAGGAAAAAAGGAAGCAGAAAAAGAACAAAUAUAAUAAGGGAAAAUGCAAAACUAUGAUAAAAAGAAAUUAACUGCUCAUUAGAUGAUUGUAUCAUUGUAUUUGCUUAAAUGAAAUUUGACGAGAUUUGAAUGUAAACUCGUUAAAGAAUGUCAUGGAUCUCAAGUCUUCAAUGAGUUAUUUCAUGUUUCAUGCAUAUCUAAAAAGAUUGGACUAAGUAUCUUUUUUGGCUUGUUUUUAUUUUAUCCGUAAGAAAGUAAACUAGGUUAGUGUUAUUGCGUGCGGUAAUUACUGUAUAGAUUACAUCUUUUCGUUCGAAAUACUAGUAGGAGCAAAAUAUCUGUUCUGGCCAUUGCGAACUGGCUAAACAUUAUUCUCCGGCUUUUCAGUAUCUCAGGCGUGUUUAUGAUGUUUACGAAGAACAGAAAACUCAGCAAAAUUUAACCGCUGCUGCUAUUAUAUUAUGCUUUCUGCUACAUCUUGUGAGGGUUAUUAUUUUCUGGAGUUGUUGGCCUUAAAAAAUGUUUUCUAUUGUAAAUUAAGAAGAUACUUUUGGUUUGACCGUAGAGUCUGUAGACUUUCAAACUUCGAGCAUGACAUCUAUUCCUGUUGCACUGGAACACUCAGCCAACAGGCGCGGAUCCAGGAUAUUUUUUAGGAGGGGGUGCACUGGUCUCUUGCUCUACUUCAACACCAAAAAACCACAUAGUUUUUUUUGCAGAAUACCAGUUGUAUUAGAAAACCGCAGGUCAUCUCGGGGGGGGGGCGGGGGGGGGGUGCACCCCCUGCACCCUCCCUCUAGAUCCCCCCUGGCCAAGAAAUUUUGAGACAAACCUAAAAGCGGCGCAUCCAUAGGAAGAAAAAAAGUGACAGGUUUUUAAAUAUAUUCGCUAUACUUGAAAACAGAUUAGAAUCCGCGAAAAAGGAGACUAUAGUAGCUGGGAACAGAGAGGUACACAAAAUAUUUAUGAAUUAAAGCCCAAGUGAGCCUGGCAUCCUUGUAUUGUGAAUCAACAUGACAUAAAAAAUGACAAUAAGACACUGGUAAAAUUUCUGGCGGUUUUUAAGUUAUACCAAAAUCUAGGCAGAAUGUUUCAUAUCUUGGAGUUUUUUUACCAUUUUACACUCAAGUCCACCUAAGAUAAAUAAAUCAAGUAAAACUGGCAAGAAUAGAUUUACUGAACAAAAAACUGACAAUUUCAAUUGACUAAAAAUAAAUCGACCAAUUGACAAAUUACAAACGACAGAUCGAAACGCACCACUACAUUGUACACGAGCACAAUGACACCACAACUUAACUGUCAGGCUACCAAUAACAUUUCGAUGUAAUUGACCAAUAAAGACAAUAUAUCCAGAGCUUUGAGAUACCAUCAACUUAUGAUACACAGCAAACUUUGACUCUGAAGAUGACUAGCACACAGGUUGUCUAAAUGUCAGCCACUAAUAUCCCAAAUUUAUUUUUGACCGGCCGAUGACGGGGCUUUUUCCCACCCUUCUCAUUCCCUGGGAGCAAGGUUAGACAAAUUGAAAAUACAAAAAGCAUUCAGCAAAGUAGCACCAAAAAGAAAACUGGUAUAAUGGUCGCACAAUGGGAUUCUGGACAUAGAGGUUAACGUCACCCGGAGAACUGUAUUUUUAUGUCUCCGCAAGUUAAAGGAUAAAAUAAACAGGCAGCAUCGAAGUUGGUGUCAUUUUUUAGUUCACUUUUAAGUCGUAUAAAUUUCUUGAUAGUGAUUUUUAACAUAUUUUAUUAAAAGAUGAAGAAUAUGGGCUGUUUAUGCAAAUAACACCUCAUUCGGUACUCAAUAAAAAAAUUAAUCUUCGUUUAUAAUUAAUAUCUAUGCCCCCUUGCUCGAUUGCCAAUAAAGCUACGUACUGAACAAUGCGCAUUGCUAAGAGUGAGCGAACUGAAAGAACACCGUUAUUUGACGACCGUUUAUUGAUAAUACCAUAUCAAAUCACACAAAACCCGGAGAUGAGAUUACGUUAUCCUAGCAAAGGUGAGAGCAAACAUCCCAAAAGCCCCGAUCGUAUAAAUUUCUUGAUAGUUUUACUAAUGACUUUUGACAUUUUAUUUAAAAAAUGAAGAAUAUCCAUUGGGCUGUUUAUGCAAAUAAUAUCUUAUUCGGCACUCAAUAAAAAAUUAAUCUUAGUUUAUAAUUAAAAGAAAACGAUAUUUUGUACUUUUUGAAGAUAUGCUGUUUUAUUUUUAACUUUUCAGUAGGCAUGGCGCCUUAAACUUUCGGUUAAGCAUUUCAAAAGAGACAGUCAGAAGAGAAGUUCCGUUCGAGAGUUAAUGCAUUGUUUUUAAUCAGUAGUCAGCAAAACACACAAACACACAGUACACAGUACAAUAAGAUCUUUGAAUGCUUGAUUAAUGCAGUGGCCUGGAUGCAACUUUGGUUUUCGGAACGUCCUGCGGCGCUGUCUUGAACGCUGCACAAUGAAAACUGUGGGCGGCACUCUUACAGAAUUAUUGCUUUACAGGAAGAAAUUUCGUGUGGUACUAUUCAAGGUCUCUUAAUAUCUUGAUAAAUUUAAAAUUCAACAUUUUUAACUUGAUACGAUCUUGUGCAGUUUUUUGCUUCUUUGUUACAAGAGAAUCGGGCAUUUUUUCUGUUGUUAUGUUGUCGGGCAAAAUUCAUUAACUACGGCAAUCAUAUGUUAUGUUUUAACAAAGAAAAAAUAAAUAAUAAUCGCGAUUAAGCAAUAGAUCUUAGCAUUUACACAAUAAAAUUUGCUCCCCAGAAGGAAGUAGGCUGUCUGAUAAAAAUUACCAUAUAAAUAUAAACUCUUCAACUAAAAAAAACCUUCCAAAGCAUUUCAGUUUAAAUCACACCCUUAACCGAAAGGUAAACACUGUCUUUUAAAAAGCUUAUUAAGCUCUGACUGUGUAGAAAAGUCAAGCCAUCGUUUUUACAGAGUAACAAAGUUUAAGGUACAUUUUUCUUCUCAAUGGUGGCAAUCAAGGUGUCGAAAAAAUACAAGUAAAAAUAUGACUUGGAGAAACUCGUCGAAAGCUAAUGAAACGUCGUUUCAUCAAAACAAAGUUGACAGCAAUUUGGAGGCAAUAUUAUAUAGAAGCAUAUUUGGAAGCAUCGCAGCACUCUCCUUCCUGGGCAAUCUUCUGCUAUGCCUUAUAAUCUGCAGACGUCGAAAGCUCCUUUCCAGGCCAUAUAACAUUUUGAUGUUAAAUCUUGCAGCCACAGAUAUGUUGACAGGUUUGAAUUUGUUUUUGCAAAUUUAGUCUGAUUUCAAUCAUAACUGAUAACUAAUUGCUUAAUUCUCCUUCGGGUACAUGCAUUGCAAAGUAUCUUUUUAGUUUGGUUUGAUUUUAACCAAGUUUUAAACGCAGCCUCUCCGUUUAACUUAUGGAAUAAAUUCUUAGGCUUUAUAAUUUAUGAAUGCAACACUUUGUUAACAGGUGCACCUAACGACCGAAUGUUUCCAAAUACGCCAGAAGUGUCUCAUAAGUUUCUCUAUUCUUUAGUGGACUGUUUGGUCAGUUUGGAGUUGCCCUAAAAACUAUUCAUCUGUUCGGAUGUCUUAGGGGAACUUUGGUCGUCACGAAAGUUUUUGGUGGCUUUUUCGUCUCAUCCGAAAGUGUUAGCUACCCUCAUGGGUCCGGGCGAACGUUCGAGGACAUGACGUAGCUGCUUUCAUUGAAAAUUAUAGUGGACAUUUCGUCUUUAUACCGAAAGUUUUAGGAGAAAUUUUUUUUAACAAUAAUCGCAAUAUCUUGAUAUUAAAAUGUGAAAACACAACCUCCGAAAAUCGUAGUUAGGCUAUUACAAAACCUCCGAAUAUUUGAGACAAAGUGGAACGGUUAUCCAAAAGUUUUUUUUAGCUUUUCUCAAGCUUUACAAAUUUCUAGGCAAUAUUUGCUCCUUCGAACAGUUAUUUUACAGAAUACAGUCGCUGGGUGCCCCUGUGUUAACCCUUUCAUCACUAAGAGAAUAAAGUUGAAUUUUUCUCCACUAUGUAAUUGAGAUGUUGACAAUCGGUUUUAAGAGAAAUAGAGAAAAACCAUACAACCUUAAGAGACUCUUAUAUUUAGCACGUUGUAGAUGAUUCUUUGAAUCAAGGUAAAUACAUUUUAUUUUAACAUAUAUUCCUUUGCCUAGAGCCCAAGUUUAUAUUGUAAGGAUUAUCCUUUAUUUUCUUGUACAAAAAGUCCAAAUUUAAGUGCAAGGCGUUUUUCAUUGAAACCCUGGCCUUAGACGUCUCCUUCUUGGAUUUCUUCUUUUUAAUAGACUCCCAGAGAGGACGGGAAAACAAUGUUAAGCGAAUAAUUAAAAAACAUACCACCUUACAACAAAAGCUAAGAAUUUCGCAAUCCUGUUGAUGUCGAGAAUCUUAUGUGUUUUGUAAUUAAUAAAUUAAUUCUGCAUGAGCUGAAGGGCUCCCCAACAGAUUCAUUUUGUCCUCAUUUAGUCCCCUGAAGCUUACAGAGAAAGAAAUGUCUUGAGUUAUGUGGAUAAAACUCCACCUUACAACAAAAGCUAAGAAUUUUGCAGUCCUGUCGGUAAUCCUUUAAAAAUGUUAGGGAUUUGUGAUAAGUUCUGCGUCAACUGAAGGGUGCCCAUUACAAUGUUGCGGUUUUUUUAUCGUGAAAAUUAAAUGAAACAUACGAUUAGACCGUCUUUAGGAAUCCAAGACUAUCCGGUAAUUUACUAUUUUAAUGAUUUAUGGCUAUUUUUGUUUUACUUUGUGGACUGAUAAAAGCUUUGGGAGGGUAAAACCUGAAAGGAAACCCACUGUUUGCCUAAAAUCAAUCAAUAUAACUCGCAUUAUUCAUAAAUUAUAUUUAUAGAUCGUUUUCACAUGACAACACGACGGUCGCUAUGUUGGAAUUCAAAAUCAAUUCGCCAGUUUGGAAACGAGAGGAAAACUGGGACGAGUUAACGUUCGCAAAGACUUCAGGGACUGUUACUGAGGACAGGGAAAAAAUUGGCCAAUAGCUGACCGCCACGUUUCCAGUAACCUCCUUUCUAAAGUGGCGAACGAAACGGCUGCUAUAUUGAUGUACCCCCAAAAUCCCGUGGGGAUUGAACUCUUUCUUACCAAAUUUGUAUAGCUACUCACCACGCGCCUGAGUGAAAUGAUCUAAUCUAUGACUUGUGUCCCUUGAAGCCUCAUAGCAUUUCUAAAAAUUAUUGGACAAACUUUCGUAAUUCUUACUGACGAUGUACUUGUACUAUUCCAUGGUUGACUAAUUUACAGGUAUUUGCAAAUAUAUUAUAAGUUAUAAGUUAAUCAAAGGCAAGUGACUUCCAGGGGAGUGUGCAGAUUGGUCCUUUGACAACAUUAUGACAUGAUCAUAUUGCUAGCAUAGACGAUACAGUAUGUCCCAGCAGAAAAACAGCAUUUUGAUAAAUGAGCAUGCGCUGAACCGUGAACCUGUCCCUUUAAUCAUGACUGUUCCCCUCAUUAACAGAUUCUAUCAUUCAAAUCAGUGCACAAACAGAACGUUUCUGUGACAUCGUGAGGAGUUUCAUUGAGAUGUCUGCCCCGGGGUUUCCGACAUUUUUUUCAGUGUCUGAGGAAGUGAGUUUCUGCAGAUAACAUCUGCCAUUGUUUUUAUAGAGACCAUUUUGUCACUGUGUAAUCAUAAACAUUGGCUAGAAAUAGCUGUCACUUAUGCAAACAAAGGAUAUCGAAGUCCUAUUUGCUAUUCAUCUUAGCUGUGACGUUUGUUUCAGAAUAUCCUUAUAACAAUUGCAUUAUCAUUUGUUUCGGCUGUGGUGAUAUUAAGAAUCAUGAGCACUUUCAGUUUACUCGAAAACUAUAAAGUGAACAGUACAUUUAAAAAUCUGACGAGAAACGAAACCGGCGAGGCCAGAGACUAUGGAACGUUGUUGAAAUCCACCUUUGGGAUUAUCGCAACUCUCUCUUUCUUUGGAAACAUGCUGCUAUGCCUGGUCAUAUUCAUGAAACGAUCGAUGUUAGCAAAACAAUACAAUAUUCUUAUCUGCAGCUUAGCAGUAACUGAUAUGCUAACAGGUAGGUCGCGGUAUAUGAAGCAUUUUCAUUCUUUUCUUUUCCUUUAAUUAUGUCAUAAAUUCAACAAUGCACUGUUGUACCCUCGUGAAGAGAGAAUUAAUUUCGUGGAGGGCAGGGUGUACAACAAGAUAAGUUUUAUUAAAUGCAAAUAAUAAAAACAGAUUUAUUAGAAGUAAGAAAGGAAAAAUUAAAAGUAUGCAAAUACAACAAACAGACGGAAGUUAAAGUCCUUGCUGUUGUCUGCAUGCGAGUUUGAUAAUCGCUCUUUAACUAUCUUCGGCCUUUUUACCACCCAGCCUAACUAAAAGAUACACAUAUAGUUCAAUGGUCCAUGUCACAGUACAUCAUGGAACAGUAAGUUCAUAUCUUCAUUAGAAGACACAUCGAGGAUUAUUGAAAAUAAUGCCAUCUGACGCUCCUUUCGCAAAAAAGGGCUUAGAACUUAUCAAAUUAUAUCAUGCAAAGAACACUACUGCGUAUCCUCAUCUUAAUCUGUUUUACAGCAUGACAUGCCUUUGUCAGUUUUGUCAGAUAACGUGUUUGUUCAGCGAUGCAUCUGUGCAGGUGAAGAAACCACGGUAUUCAUCUUGUUAAAACAAUGACUUUAUACGCUGCAGUUUUGCUUUGAAUCACGUCUAUUACAAAUUUGAAUGAAAUGGUAUGUUUCCGAAUAGAGUGAAUCAGAUCCUGGGGCAGAAAUUGUUCAAGUAAUUGUAUAAUAUGAUAGUUACUAGAGCCUUUCAUUUAUACAUGUGUAACGCUGUAAUAUAAUAUGAAGCCAAAAACCAUCUUCCUAGGAAAUACAUUUACCUACAGAAAAAAUCAUUUACUGAAAGCAAUUGCAAAUGAGUACUCGUCAUCAAUGGAAGGGUCAGUUCCAUAAGAAGUUGUGGACUGCAUCUUUUGCCCCCCUAUCUACAUACAAAUUCGCCAGAGUGAACUUUAAAUAUUUCCGUACAGAAUAAGUUAAGAGAAUUUAGCUAAAAAAUCAAAGCAUUCUUCUUUUGGUGUUCAUUUUAUCAUUUCUCUUUUUCUUUUUAUGUGCAAUUUCCUAAGCUUAUCCAAUAAAUUCGCUACGGUUUUCUGAAGGUUAGGCUUUUUUUGCAGAGAAAAGGAGACCCAAAAUUUUCGGAUUCAGAAAUUGGACGGAAUAUGAAAAAUUUUCACUUUCGUAUUAUACGUCAAGUUGCAUAUAGACCCAUUUUUUACAGCCUUAGCCUCAUUCUGAAGUAAUAUAUUCACAAAUUCCAACGAGAAAAAGACCUGUUUACUACUCUGUCUAUUGUGUAUAUUCAAAUUUCAAACACUUACUUGCCAGAAUUUCUGAAUAUUUUACUUUACGUCGAGGCUAACCCUGUAUGAAUGUGCCGUUAAUGUUUAUAUUCAGCGGCAAUUUUUAAUUCGACACUGGACUAUUUUCGGGAGAAUAAUGCUGAAGCCCUUGUAAUUUCGGGAAGACUGAGGUCCCCUAGGAUGACAGAACACAUACAAAGUUUAUAGGGCCGCUUAGAAUGCAUUUCUAGAGAUCUGAAAGUACACUGAAAAGCCUAAAAGAGUGUUAUUAUUGUAUUUAGCUAUACGGGGAAAACCGUCGUUGGGUGCCCCUGUCUUUUCUCUUGGUUAUGUAUUGAUAUCGUUUGGAGAAAAUUGAAGUUUAUCACUCUUGGGACAUAAAGUUGCUUUUCCCAUACAAAUCCUUCUAAUUUGCAGUCGCCGUUUUAACGCUAUUUCUGACGUUUAGCGUAUGAAAAGGUAGAUGCUAUCAGAUGCUAAACAUCAGAAAUAGCGUAUUCUAGUCUCCAGUUUUUGCUGUCAGAUUUUAAGACUCAUUUUCGAAUUUUGAGCGAUUUGACGAGGUUAAUAAAAUAAACUCACAUUAAUUGUACUUUUGUACUUGAAAAAAAUAUUAUAAAGGCUAAUGAAGCAAGUUUUUCCUGACCUCUUUGCAGGAAUAUUCCUUGUUGUUACACCAGACUACUUGAUUGACAGAAAAACCUUUCCCUACCCCUCUGGUUUGGCCGGCCAAAUCUACUGUCGUCUGAUUGGCUCAACAUACAUUCUGUAUAUUUUUGGAAAAGCUUCCACCUCGACCAUAAUGUGCCUUGCAAUCGAUCGUUGGUACUCCAUCGUUAAGCCGAUACGCUACAAGACUGCUUUCAGCAAACGCCGUCUUUACCUCUACAUCACCUUGAUCUGGACUUCUGCCGCCAUUACUCAGAUCAAUGAGCUGUUCAUCACCAAAGUGGAAGACGGACUGUGCACUUUUAUCACACCAUUUUAUGGCGCAAAGGCUGAACGCAUUCUGAUUCUGUUUCACGUGAUCAUCACGUUUUACAUUCCUAGUAUUGUCACGUGGAUGACCUUUGGACAUAUCUGGAUGCAUAUGCGACAGCCAAACAUUCGCCGUCACCUGGACAACAACAAAGCCACUAAACGUCUACUGCGCAUGUGUGCACUGGCAGCUUUUUUUCUGACCAUAUCCUGGCUCCCAGCAGAAACCUUUUUCAUUCUUUAUAAGUUUGAAAUUUUGAGAUUGCCUUUUAAGUUCUAUUUAUUCACGAGUAUUCUCGCAAUGUCCAACUCCUGCUUCAAUCCAUGGAUUUAUUGUCUAAGUAACAGAGAGUACCGAAGAGAGUUCAUCCGACUUCUCUGCUGCAUGAAAACGGAAAGCUCAAGGAUCAACAUAAAGUUCUUUGGUUUGAUUAAAAAGCGAAGAAGGCGAGAUUGUUCAUAUUCGGUCUCCACUUCCAGCAAAAGUUCAAGCAGCUUUUUGGUCAGUGAGGGGCCUUGCCUGCUCAGUUUGCGAGCUAUAACACGCGAAUCCAUGAAGACACAUGUAGCUUCGUACAACAACAUGGCAGCUUGCUCGGAUUGCAAUGAGAUCAAGGCUGUUUGAAUGAUACGACCAACAUCCACGAUACUAAGUCAUAGAGACCUAUCUCAACCCAUAACUUUCCAUGAAAAAAGAGCUUAAUCACUUGAAAACAGUUCACUUGUAAACAGACUCCUUUUCAGGCAGGUUGUCGUAACUCAUAAUUAACAAUUAAUGAAUGAGGCUGAGUAUCAGCGGAUAACACCCUCCGAGAUCUCCAUGAUUCUUCAUAUGAUAACAAAGCCGAAUUCAAUAAUUGUUUUAUUAUUCAUUCAAAAUAAUUCCUAGUUUAAAAACAUAGCUAAAACAAUCUUACCUGCAUCGAUGUUAAGUUUAUCUUCGAUAGUUUACGUUUAGGUUUGUCCAGCUCCGCAGAUAUUAUCCAAAUAGCAGAUGUCACCCUCCGAGUUGUCUUCUUGCUGUUUUUGCUAUAUUUUUUGCUAUUAUUACGCCUAGUUCCAGCUGUAGUUUUUACACUUGAAACGAGUGAAGUGUCCGCCAUUUUUAUUUUCACAACCAAAACAACUCAGCCUCGUUCCCACGGUGCCUCAACCUGUAAGAACGCUCCAUUUUUGACGUCAUUUCCUCGUUAAAGUCAAAAUUCUUCCAAAUUUGGUCAUCAGUAACUGGUUAUGUUGAAUUAUGCGUGUGCUUUUAGCCAAUCAGAAUUGGGGAAAUAUUUUUAAUGAAUAAUAAGGUUACUUAAUAGGUUUCAAAAACGUCCCACUCCUCUAAGAAAAGGACUCAAAGACCCUUAAUGGGAAAAGUAUUAGGAAGGGUAAUGAUAAAGAGAUAAUAUCUCUCUUGGAAUGGCACCUGUAGUGUUAAAAUAUCAUGUCCUUAAUGUCAAACGUUCAUCAGUGUAAGAGUCAAAGAGUAGAUCAUGUAUCACUUCAUCAAGUGUAUUUGUCAAUAUUUUAAAACGUUACUGGAGACAGCUUGUUUCUAUUAUCUAGUCAACCCCCGUUAUUGCGGCAACCUUGAGACCUUGAGUUAGUGCCCUCACCAGCGAUAGUCCGUAAUAUCGGGGUGCGACGAGAAUCAAACUUCCUUGAGAAAUAGAAUGAGAAUGGAGGGGUAUUCGAUAAAUGCACAUCUGCAAAAACAGAUGAAAUCUUUUGAAUUGGUGCCUGAAUGUUAAAAGAUGACGCUCAAAUUGCGCUAUCGGUAGCUUAAGAAGUGUCCGUAUGUUCGUAACAGCAAGACUCAGAGUCCGAAUACCGGGAGCUUGUUUCAGACAAACGUCUGUAAGUUUUACCGGGGAUUCAACUGCUUCCUGUAUUAUUCGCGUGUCCGCGCGUGAAUAGCAAGGUUUCCGCAAUGCAAGAGUUAACUGUAAACCGAAAGCACCAAUAACAAAACGACGUUAUUUUUAGUGCUAGAUUACAUUUGUUUUACAGAAAAUUAGGGGUGAAUAGUAUAGACCUCGCUCUCUACUGAAUACUGAAGUGAAAUGUACUAUAGGAUUUACUGAGUAAAAGCAAAGGCCACUGCUAACGUCGACGACCCUUAAUAUUAAAAGCACUGCAAAAUUAAAUACUAACGAAAUUUAAUUAGCAUUAACACAGGGAAACACAGGGUAACACAAGGAAACACAGGGUAACACAGCGUAAAACAGGGGAACACAGCCUAACAUACUGGGUAAAAAGGGAAACACAAGGGAACAAACCCUAGCACAGGGUAACACAAAGGGAAACACAGGGUAACACAAGAAAACACAGUCUAACAAACGGUAACCCACCGUGAAAAAGAGGGUAACACAGAGUACCACUGGGGAACACGGGGUAAAACAAGGUAACACAGAGUAACACAGGAAAACACAGGAUAACACAGGUUAACAUAAAGUAACACAAAAUAACAAAGGGUAACAGAGGGUAACACAACGUAACACAGAAGAACACAGGGUAAAACAGGGUAGCACAUUGUAACACGGUAACACAAGAUAACAUAGGGUACCAAACGGAAACAUAGAGGAACAGCGGGUAACACAGGGUAACACAACGUAACACAGGGUAACAGGGUAACAGAGGGUAACAAAAGGUAAGAGAGGGUAACAACAGAUAACAAAAGUAAACAGAGGGUAACAAAGGGCAACAAAAGGUAAAAAAGAAAAAUACGGGGUAACAAAAGGAAACAGUGGCUAACACAGAGUAACACAGGGUAACACAGGGUAACACAAGGUAACAAAGAGUAACAUAGCGUAACACAGGGUAACAAAGGAAAACACAGGGUAACAAAAGGAAAAAAAAAGGUAUCAAGAGGUACCAAGGAGUAACAACGGUAACAAGGGAUAACAAGGGGUAAAAAGGGUAACAAGGGGUAACAGGGGUAACAAGGGGUAACAAGGGUAACAAGGAUAACAAGGAUAACAAGGGUAACAAGGGGUAACAAGAGGUAACAAGGGUAACAAGGGUAACAAGGGGUAACAAGGGUAACAAGGGUAACAAGGGUAACAAGGGGUAACAAGUGGUAACAAGGGUAACAAGGGUAACAAGGGGUAACAGGGGUAACAACGGUAACAAGGGUAACAAGGGGUAACAAGGGAAACAAGGGUAACACAGGGGUAACAGCGGGAAAAAGAGGUAACAAGGGUAACAAGGGUAACAAGGGGUAAAAGGGGUAACAAGGGUAACAGGGGUAACAAGGGUAACAAGGGGUAACAAGGGUAAAAAGGGGUAACAGGGGUAACAAGGGGUAACAAGGGGUAACAAGGGUAACAAGGGUAAAAAGGGGUAACAAAGGGUAACAAGGGGUAACAAGGGGUAACAAGGGGUAAAAGGGGUAACAAGGGUAACAAGGGGUAACAAGGGGUAACAAGGGUAACAAGGGUAACAAGGGUAACAAGGGUAACAAGGGUAACAAGGGUAACAAGGGGUAACAAGGGUAACAAGGGUAACAAAGGGUAACAAGGGUAACAAGGGUAACAAGGGGUAACAAGGGUAACAAGGGGUAACAAAGGGGUAACAAGGGUAACAAGGGUAACAAGGGUAACAAGGGGUAACAAGGGUAACAAGGGUAACAAGGGGUAACAAGGGUAACAAGGGGUAACAAGGGGUAACAAGGGGUAACAAGGGUAACAAAGGGUAACAAGGGGUAACAAGGGUAACAAGGGGUAACAAGGGGUAAAAAGGGUAACAAGGGUAACAAGGGUAACAAGGGGUAACAAGGGUAACAAGGGGUAACAAAAGGGUAACAAGGGGUAACAAGGGUAACAAGGGUAACAAGGGGUAACAAGGGUAACAAGGGGUAACAAACAAACAAGGGUAACAAAGGGUAACAAAAAGGGGGUAACAAGGGGUAACAAGGGUAACAAGGGUAACAAGGGGUAACAAAGGGUAACAAGGGGUAACAAGGGUAACAAGGGUAACAAGGGUAAAAGGGGUAACAAGGGGUAAAAAGGGUAACAAGGGUAACAAGGGUAACAAGGGGUAACAAGGGGUAACAAGGGUAACAAGGGUAACAAGGGGAACAAGGGGUAACAAGGGGUAACAAAGGGUAAAAGGGGGUAACAAGGGUAACAAGGGGUAACAAGGGUAACAAGGGGUAACAAGGGGUAACAAAGGUAACAAGGGUAACAAGGGUAACAGGGGGUAACAAGGGUAACAAGGGUAACAAGGGGUAACAAGGGUAACAAGGGGUAACAAGGGUAACAAGGGUAACAAGGGGUAACAAGGGUAACAAGGGGUAACAAGGGGUAACAAGGGUAACAAGGGUAACAAGUAACAAGGGGUAACAAGGGUAACAAGGGGUAACAAGGGGUAACAAAGGGUAACAAGGGUAACAAGGGUAACAAGGGUAACAAGGGGUAACAAGGGUAACAAGGGGUAACAAAGGGUAACAAGGGUAACAAGGGUAACAAGGGGUAACAAGGGUAACAAAGGGUAACAAGGGUAACAAGGGUAACAAAGGGUAACAAGGGUAACAAGGGGUAACAAGGGGUAACAAGGGGUAACAAGGGUAACAAGGGGUAACAAGGGUAACAAGGGGUAACAAAAAGUAACAAGGGGGUAACAAGGGUAACAAGGGUAACAAGGGGUAACAACGGGUAACAAAGGGUAACAAGGGGUAACAAGGGUAACAAGGGUAACAAACAAGGGUAACAAGGGGUAACAAGGGGUAACAAGGGUAACAAGGGUAACAAAGGGUAACAAGGGGUAACAAGGGGUAACAAGGGUAACAAGGGUAACAAGGGUAACAAGGGUAACAAAGGGUAACAAGGGGUAACAAGGGUAACAAAGGGUAAAAAAAGGUAACCAGGGGCAACAACGGUAACAAGGGUAACAAGGGGUAACAAGGGUAACAAGGGGUAACAAGGGUAACAAGGGGUAACAAGGGUAACAAGGGGUAACAAGGGUAACAAGGGGUAACAAGGGUAACAAGGGGUAACAAGGGUAACAAGGGGUAAAAAGGGGUAACAAGGGUAACAAGGGUAACAAGGGGUAACAAGGGUAACAAGGGGAACAAAGGGGUAACAGGGGAAAAAAGAGGUAACAAGGGUAACAAGGGUAACAAGGGGUAACAGGGGGAACAAGGGUAACAGGGGUAACAAGGGUAACAAGGGGUAACAAGGGUAACAAGGGGUAACAAGGGUAACGAUAGGUGACAAGGGUAACAAGGAGUAACAAGGGUAACAAGGGUAACAAGGGGUAACAGGGGUAACAAGGGUAACAAGGGGUAACAAGGGUAACAAAGUGUAAAAAGGGGUAACAAGAGGUGACAAGGGUAACAAGGGGUAACAAGGGUAACAAGGGUAACAAGGGGUAACAGGGGUAACAAGGGUAAAAUGGGUUAACAAGGGUAACAAGGGGUAACAAGGGUAACAAUCGGUAACAAGGGUAACGAGGGGUAAGAAGGGUAAAAAGGGGUAACAAGGGGUAACAAGGGUAACAAGGGGUAACAAGGGGUAACAAAUGUUAACAAGGGUUAUAAGGGUAACAAGGGGUAACAAGGGUAACAAGGGGUAAUAAGGGUAAGAAGGGUAACAGGGGGUAACAAGGGGUCUCAAGGGUAACAAGGGUAACAAGGGUAAAAAGGCGUAACAGGUGGUAACAGGGGGUAACAAGGUUUAACAAGGGGUAACAAGGGUAACAAGAAGUAACAAGGGGUAACAAGCAGUAACAAGGGUAACAAGGGUAACAAGGGGUAACGAGGGCAACAAGGGUAACAAGGGUAACAAGAAGUAACAAGGGGUAACGAGCAGUAACAAGGGUAACAAGGGGUAAGAAGGGCAACAAGGGUAACAAGGGGUAACAAGGGGAACAAGGGUAACAAAGGGUAACAAGGGGUAACAAGGGUAAUAAGGGUAACAAGGGGUAACAAGGGUAACAAGGGUAACAAGGGGUAACAAGGGUAACAAGGGUAACAAGGGUAACAAGGGUAACAAGGGGUAACAAGGGGUAACAAGGGUAACAAGGGUAACAGGGGGCAACAAGGGGUAACAAGGUUAACAAGGGUAACAAGGGGUAACAAGGGUAAUAAGGGGUAACAAGGGGUAACAAGGGGUAACAAGGGUAACAAUUGGUAAAAAGGGGUAACAAGGGUAAUAACGGGUACAAGGGUAACACGGGGUAACAAGGGUAACAAUUGGAAACACAGUAUAAGAAAGGGUAACAGAGGGUAACAGAAGGUAAUCCAGGGUAACGCAGGGUAACACUGAGUAACAAAGGAUGUUACAGGUAGGAAAGCGUAACACAGGGUAUUACGGGGUAACACAGUGUAACACACGGUUACGCAGCCUAACGCAGGAGAACACAUUGUAACAAAUGGUAACAGAGUGUUACAGAGGCUAACAGCGGGUAAGACGGCUUAACACAGAGUAACACAGGGUAACAAGUGGUAAAACAGGGCAACAAAGGGUAACAGGGUAACAAAGGGUAAGCCAGGGCAACAGAGGGUAAUAGAGGGUAACAUAGGGGAACACAGGGAAACACAGGGUAACACAGAGUAACCAAGAAACAAAGGGUAACGCAAGGUAACACAGAGUAACACAAAGGGUAACACAGAGUAACAAAGGGUAACACAGGGUAAAAGAGGAUUACAAAUGGUAACACAGGGCAACAAAGGGUAACGUAGGGGAACAUAGGGUAACACAGAGUAACACAGGUUAACACAGGGUAACACAGGAUAACACAGGGUGUAACACAGUGGGGCAUAGGGUAACACAGAUGGUAACACAGGAUAACACAGGGUAACAUCUGCUAACACAGGAGGACACAGGGUAACACAUGGUAAAACAGAGUGACACAGUUAAUUGAUAACUUCUAAAUUACAAAUGAGAGUGAAGUUCAAUUUGUGUUUAAAAAUUACGCGGAAAACUCCUCUUUUUUCCGUCAAAAGUUCAACAUAGUAUGUCAUCACAUUAUCAAACUUCUCGAAGUUUGUCAGAGAUAUUGUGCUGCACGUCGUGCCUAAAACUUAAUUUACACAAGCAAAAAAAAACUUGCACGGCACCCCCAAAUUUUGUGUACCGAAGUCGCCAGUACGGUGCGAACAAUUUAGGGUGCCGUACCAAUUGUUUUGCUCAUAAUAGGGGUUUAAAUCAACUCUUUUCUCAGUGCUUGAUCUUGCGAAGAUUGAACCCUGUGUGGCAUGUUUCGAUCUAUUUCUUUCAACCAUUAAAGUAUUCCUAAUGACUGUUGGGUAUUAAAAAUAACGGUGCGAAAACAGCUGAAAAUAGCUUAUCAAGGACUGCCAAAUUUAGCUUCCGUCUUUAAAAGAUGAAAGCAAUUAGAAAUAGCCAGCUUGAAAUAGCCAACUUGUAAAUAAAUAGAAUCGAAAGCAAUCAUAUAUCUGAUGAUGUUUUCAAGUGAGGUGGUGGGAGUAUAAGCAAGCCCCCAGGGGAUCUUCACUUCCUUUUAAUUUUAAUAGAUGCAAGCAAUGUUUCGACUACGUGGAAAAUUUUAUUAUUUUACAUUUGGUUUUGACUGUACCUAUUUGAUUACGCUUGAUUUGCUAAAAGGUGAUACAGUAUUCUAAUACGUUGAUUUCUAAAGAUAAAAACCCGCCGAAGUUAAAUAUAGAAUAAAAAAAAUAAUUAACGCAUUUUACCUUUUAUAUGGAUAACAAGACUUACAACGAAAACGAGUGUUUUGUUCAGAACAAACACGAGACAAUUGCUGAAAGAGGAAUAGUCAUCAAUGCUAUGUAUGGAGUCAUCGCUUUUCUUUCAUUCACCAGUAAUUUGUUGCUUUGUUUGGCAUUGAUUAAAAAACGAAAGAUCUUGAAGACAUCACACGACUUUCUAAUAUUUAGCUUGGCGUUUACUGAUGCUCUCACAGGUAAGAUUCUUUUACCUUCGCCUUCAAUUAAUUACAAGGGCCGUUUGGAUGAGAUAUUUUCCUCUGCUUCAGUUUUUUAAAUAAGUAGUCAUUGCAUUGAAUAUAUAAUCUAACUUGAAAACAGUGGAAGCCAUCCCCAGCCUUAGUUUGCCAUUGAAGUGAGAUAGCCGAUAUGUGUGGCGAGGUACAAACAGAGAAUGUAUCCGUUGGGAUGAAAACUGUGGCGGUUAUAUGGAAUGUAGAAGUAGCGGUUAGUAGACGUUGGUUCGUAUUAAAUAUGGGCCGUUUAUGUGUACGUCAACACCUGAUUUCACAAGAAAAUGGAGUGAAUUGUUUUGCAUGUGCUCUGUUUAGCACUAAUUGAUAAUUAUAAAAUUGUACUAUAAGUUAACGCUAGAAAAGCAAAGAAGUACUGUUCUGGCGUUGAAAAUAUUAAGCAUACGUUCGUUGUAUUGCAACCUGGCAACAAAAGUCCCCAAAUGAAUAGAAAAAAAAAAUUAAAAAGUUUUGUUUCCGGAAAGAUUGCGUCCACUGUCGUCAAAACACCCUAAAGUUCUGUGUUGUAUAUCAGGGAGCUUAUGUUUCCAGAAAGAUUGUGUCCACUGUCAUCAAAACACGCUUAUUAAAGAGCACCGGAAGCCAGAAGAUUGAAUUCCUCCCAGUGAAUAGGCUUGCACACCUUUUAACCGCGCUGAAGAUAAGGCGAAGAACUCUUAUAGUUUUACAUUAAACAAUACAGGUUUGGUCAGUUUAUGACGCAGAGCUUUUAAUUAUGAAAAAUGAUUAAUUCUUUAUUAAUUAAACAUUUCGUGUGUCUGUUUCGUGCACCUGAAGUUCAAGGUAAUGUAAAUCUAAGGUAAUGUUACGCAAGACGAUUCGAUUUUUAGCGCAACACAGCGUUGCAAUGUUUAGAACAAAGUUGCAACUAUUCGAAAUCAUGUCGCAACAAUAUUGUAACGCUAUAUUGCGCUAAGAAUCAUCGUUACGAAUCGACCCGUGUAACAUCACCUUUGGGAACAGAUGUUUCAAUAUGGAACGCCUGUACUUUUCUCUAUCUUACCCGUAGUCGAUACUAACGUUUUGCUACUUGUUUUCUAUUUUUCAGGUCUUUUCAUAGUUAUUACCCCAAACUACGUCAUAAACUUAUCGUCGUACUCAGUCCCAGACGGUAUUGCAGGAGACAUAUUCUGUCGCCUUAUUUUUUCAAAAUUUUUCAUUUUUACGUUUGGUAAGGUUUCCGUUUUGACCAUCACCUGCCUGGCUGUUGAACGCUGGUUCGCGUUAACACGUCGUUGGAAAUAUCAAGCGUCCUUCUCCAGAAGGAAUCUUUACAGAUAUAUAACGUUUAUUUGGCUGGUUUCCAUGCUUGCCCAAAGCUACAAAUUAUUUUACGUGAGGUUUUCGCAUCGAUCGUGCUUCUUUAUUCCACUUUCAUCAUUAAACAGGAACGUAGAAAUCGCAGUCGUCAUCGUCUAUGUUUCAGUAACAUUUUUCGUUCCGACGAUCAUCACAUGGGCUGCCUUUUUUCACACAUACGUGAAAUUAUACAAAUCUCAGGCUCUGAAAGAAAACCGUGGGAGAAAAGAAAAACACCUGCUACUAAAAAUGUGUGCAAUAGCAUCUUUGAUGCUAACACUGUGUUGGUUUCCAACAGAAGUCUGUUAUGUUAUAAACCAAUUUGGAUUUCCUGUUCUAAACUUUGGCACCCCCUUUCGUGAGUUCACUGUGGCGCUUGCACUGGCGAAUUCCAUUGUUAAUCCCUGGAUUUAUGUUGUGUUAGACAGAAAGUACAGAUGCUUAAUUAUGGGAGUCUUUCGAUGAAUGUAUUUCCUCACCGAGCAACAUCAUGGCAGGCCCCGGGCGCUUUAGAUAAGUAGUUCUCUUGUACUGAUCAAGAUAUUUAUAAAUUAGCUGAUAAUCUUGACAAAGAUAACAAUAAAAAUGAACCAUUGCGAAGUUAGUAAUUAAUGCUGCAUGGGAACCCCUUUAUAACGUCUAAUUGUGAGAUUGUAAUUAGAACAUGCGACUAAACUAUAAACAUUUAUACGCGACCAAAGAUUAAAAGCAGGAUUUCCAAUUCUAUACCAAUAAAUACUUCAUAAGAAUAACCAGAAAGUCAUCUUAUUUUACAAGCGACAUACUAGCGGAUUUAUUCUAAAGCAACUAGAACGGAUGCCCCGCCUGUCAUAACCUGUUCCAGGUUUUUAGAUAGUGGAGAGUGUUUUACUUUUCUUUGCACCGUCUCCAUUAUCUGAAGGUCUGGACAAGCUGCGCCUGUGAUUCUUAUCACUAAAAACUUGGCUUAAAUGGUUGAUUCUCAAACGAUCCUUCGAUGUUGAAGUCUCUUUUAUUAACUGAACUGUUGGGGACAUUUAACACCUGUUUACAUGGAGGUUGGGGUCCCCAGACCCGCCUGUCCAUAUAAUCUCUCAUUUUAAUUUGAUCACGUUUACGUGUUAGGUAGGGUGACUCGCCACAUGUUAUCUCACCUAUCUGGUCCCCCACCUCCAUGUAAACGGGCCCUUACAGUGCGACUACUGUAACCGGGGCCACCUAGACAUAGUUGACCAAUCAGAUUACAGGAAAAUAAUAAUAAUAAUAAAUAGUCAAUUUUUGUCCGCGCUUCACUAUCUGAAUGCCUGGAACAGGCUGAUCUAGAUUUUUUUGCCCUCUUGACAGAUUAAGGGACGUUACUGAAACCUACGACGCGAUGAUAACAAAAACGUCAAAGAAGCGAUAGUUUUAAUGAGAAAAACAACAACCUUGCACGCACAUCACGAUUUUUUGUAAAUUUCAUUGCCCUCCCUGUACAACUACUAGAUCAGAUGGCCAAAUUUUAGGUUCACUUGAGAACGGGAACGGCAAGGCGAUAAGUUCUACCGUCUCCGUCUGAACUCGGGCGCAGUUCCUUCGCUUCAGCUGCAACAUAAAUUUUCUUCUUUUAAAUAACUGGGCGACUUGGUAUAUUCCCGAAAAAGUUCCAAAGGUUGCAAAGUCUAUUUUUCAACGACUUUUUCAUAAACGUCCCCGUUGUUGGAUCGUAAGGUCCCAAUUUAGGUACUUCAUCGUCGGCAAAUGUCAAUUUUUAAACUGGAACUGAUUCCAGCGCAGCAUGACAAAGCUACAAUCGCACAGUCAUGUAGUAUUCAUGUGUAUUGCGUGUUAAGCUCCGUGCAAACGGACGCAAGUUAUAGUUCAGUUUUUUUAUCAUGUUUGACAUUACCACGGCAUUCAUCAACUAUUAUGAUGAACAGGAUUCUGAUAUUUAGCUGUGAAUAUCCUAGUAAUUCAAGCUAAGAAGAUAUCAUUGUACCUUGUACUAAGAUUGCAGAGACAAAGCAAUGACUUCCCGCGGUAGCGUAUUCGGCAUGUUAUCUGGAAAAUUCGUAAUUGAUGCCGGCAAAAUUGAGCUGUUUACGUACGUCAUAAUCAGCGGAAGCUAAUGAUGAACUUGGAACACUGUAGCACAACAGUGAUCUAAUUGGAUAGUAAAUUAAUCUGUGUAAGGGUUAUGAAUGUUUUUUUUUUUCGCAAAACACAGAACUUUCCUUUGGUUAUAAAGCCCGAGAAAUUAUUCCUUAUGCUGCAACGUUUUGUAUAGAAAAAAAGUCUUCAUUGAUUUAGUUAGUUAAUCAUAUCUUCCCGUUGACUUUCUAAACUCUUUGUGAAACGCACACCUGCUCUAAAGAGACAGUGUAAACGUAAACAAUGUUAUAUUAAAUUUUCCAAGUACAAAUAGCAAUAAUACUGAUAAGAAUAACAUUUUGAAAUCUAUAUUAGGCACCGAAAAGAGUUGAAUUAAAUCCAAAGGGAAGUAAUGCUGCGAGAAUCUCUCAGGUUGAAUAACAGCGGGGAGAUAAUAUUCAGAAUCGACCACACUACAUGAAUGUAGUAAUACAAAAUACUCCAUUAAAAUGGUUUCACUUAAUAUUUCACCAAAAGUCUGAUCCUCACACUGCGACCUAAACAGUGCGAACAAAAGGGUGAAAAUUGUUUAUGAAUAUACAACGCUUUAUUCCAUCAUUGAAUCAUUUUAAGGUUAGCUGGUAAAUUAAAACAAAAAAAAGGAUUUUAGUCAACGAUUGAUAUUUGAAAACUUAUCGGUUAAUUCACUCUUCCAAGUCCUUAUCGAUACAAUAAGCAAAUCUCGGCUUCGAAUUAAAAAUUCUAAUUUUGGUCAUCGGCAAGCCUGAUACAUUAGUUCAUUUAAUUAGCAUAACAAAAAGUGUGAAUGUAAGGAACCAGCAGGUUCGUUUUAAGUCAAGUCUGUUUAAAUAAAUACCCACAGAAGUAGAGCUAAUGUAAUUUGGGCAAUAACGCAGGAAGAAAAUGCGUGUAAGCCUUUGAAAUAAGAAACUUUGGAGAGGCAUUCCGUUAAGAAAAUGCAACUAGAUCGUAGCCUUCAUUCCAUCAGAUCAUAACUCCGUUUCAUUAGAUUGUAAGUCAUAGAUAUCAUUUGUUUGUAAGCUUUACUCUACCAGUGGUUCAUUCUUCUAUGACAUUUGAUUGCACCUGAUUCAAUUGCGAAUUGGAUCGAUCGUUCUUCACUUUUAACCGUACUUCGCAGGAACUGCAAACAGUACUUGAACCUCACUUUUGGGGGACUAAUCUUUGAUGUACAAGGUGGCGAUAGUUCCAAGGGAUUCAGAUAUAUAUUCUCACCGAUAACAGUGAGUUUGCUCCCUUGGAUUAUAAGACAAAAUAGAAUUUCCUUAAUAGGCAUCCUAUUUCUAAUUGUGUUUAUUUUGAGCGUUGUUCGUAGUCAAAAACAAUCCGAACACCCUACGCUCUUUGCAAAGUCUUCGCCUUCUGAAACAAAAACAUUUUUUGUAAUAGGGGGGUAUAUGGGAUUCUGACUACUAAAGCCAAGUGUGAGUUUUAAGCGCGUGGUCAUUUUCUGGUGCUCAUAUAAGCAAUUUAACUUGACAAGUACCAUAGGUUAGUCCGAGAUCAAGAGUUCCAUACACAAGAACUCGAGCGAGGAAACUGUGCGAAUUGUUUACUUAUUACUAUCAGUUUUUUUAUUCGCUAUAAUCAUUAUAAAUUUCUCUCUGACUUAAAAAAGAUAUAGUUCCUAUGCAAACACAAUAGGGCCAUUUAUACGAGGAAAAAUAAGACACGUCUUAUAUAGGACGCGUCUUAAAUAAGACGCGAACUUUCCGUAUAAACGGCACAUUUCGUCUAAAAUAAGACGCGGCUUAGCUAACACGCGUCUUAUUUUAGAACAGCCCCUAAUGCCUGUUCUUAGAUAAGACGCGUCUUAGCUAAGACGAGAAAAACUUCGUAUAAAUGACCUUCGCGUCUUACAUAAGACGCGAACGAAAAGUACGCAUGCGUCAAUUUUUGGCGCGCCACGUUAGAUUGCCCUUGCUACGGGCAACAUUCACAUGAAAACGAGUCAAAAACAGAAAUAAGACACGAACCAUUUAUACGAGCUGUUCUCAUCUUAGAUAAGAUACGCUCGUAUAAAUGGUACAGUUCGCGUCUUAUUUAAGACGCGUCUUAUGUAAGACGCGUCUCAGAUUUUCCUCUUAUAAAUGGCCCUAUUGUCCUCACUAUUCCGCCUCACGAUUGCUACUGAUUAGUUUUUCUUUUCUAACUUUACUGUACCGUUUCUAGAUGUCAAACAGAAGAACAUCAACCUAUCUAUCAAAUAUCUCGUCACCGACUACACCUCGCGCUACAAAUGGUGCUUACUCCUAUCUGCUGCCAGUUGCCUUUGGUUUAAUUGCUGCCAUCGCUCUUAUUGGCAACGGUCUUCUUUGCGUUGUUAUACUGAAGAAUUAUCGGAUGCUUAGAUCUGCAUAUAACUUGCUGAUAUUCAGUCUGGCUGUGACAGACAUGCUAACAGGUAGAACGUUUUUAGAAAUCAGGUUCUUUGCCUUGUAAUUGACGAAGAAACCAUCGGACACAUGUAGACCUACAAAUUACCGAUUGUAACACUUUUACGAGUGUGAAAGAGGGUGUCUACUCUUAAGAUACGCACUGCACAUAAUAUCUUGGUUAGCAGCAUCAGACUUUCUUAUGCCAACAGAAAGUUGGACGUAUUUUGCAGGAUAUCGAGUUAACCACAUUAAAUAUGACGCUAAGGCCCGGUUCAGACGCAGAACUUUUCAUAGCCGAGUCAAAUUAUUUAGACCGGCGUAAUUGAUUCAGACGCCCACCUUAAUAUUGAAACAGGCGUUCCCUAUUGAUUCAGACGCCGAAAUUUUCAUGUUUCAAUGAUUAGGUUCUGCUCAUGAAAAGUUCGGCGUCUGAAGCGGACCUAGUACAAUUUAUUGAGGAAAUCAGAUAACAAGUGUUAAAAAAGUCAUGCAGUAGACAUCACAUUGACGAUGCCGAUCAUUGUAACAACUGAUGACUUCAUCUAAUUGUAAAUGUUAAAGACUCGCAACUGCCCUCUUUUCUUGAUCGGAAAGGAUGAUAUAAAAUAUGAGCGGUAAGAUCUAUUUGAUACGAGAAAGGACUAGUAAACUGUGAAAUCAUUACUCUCAAACACAAGAUAAAACAUGUCUAGUUUGGCAUAAGGAUAUGUCGACCUGUAAGACAUAUACUUGUUGAUAUUCUAGCAACCUCAUUCCUUAUCUCAUCUUUAUUUUCAAGGAGUGUUUAUUGCUGUGACGCCAAACUACCUCGUCUCCCUAAGCUCGUAUAAGGCUCCCGGUGGAUUACCUGGGGUAAUUUUUUGCAAAGUCAUUGGUUCCCAGUACUUCGUGUUUCUACUUGGUAAAGUGUCCUGUCUCACGGUCACGUGUCUUGCUGUGGAAAGGUGGUACUCUGUGGUUAAGCCUGUCAAAUAUCGACUCAAGUUUAAAAGACGACGAGUUUAUGUGUAUCUUUUGAUCAUGUGGAUAACCUGUCUUUUAUUGCAUUCAUUUGUACUAUUCGAAAUCACGCUUGACGAAAAAAACCUGCGAUGUGUGUGGAUAACAUCCGAUUUCCCCAAAAAACUAACAGUAAUGACAUACACCGUCGUGACAUUCUUUGUUCCAAAUACAGUUACUUGGGUUACUUAUCUUCACAUUUCUUUUGCGCUUAAGACGUCUCCAGCAAUUAAUAAACAUAAUGCGCGUUUCACUCGCACACGGUUUAAGCUUCUGCGCAUGUGUAUUAUAGUAGCCCUGCUUUUAACAAUAUGCUGGUUUCCAAAUCAGCUCUAUUAUGCCCUGUCUUCUUAUGACCUUGUUAGACUGGAGUCGCCUUUCCAUCACUUCACUAUCGUCCUUGCUAUGUUCAACUCGUGCACCAAUCCUGUCAUUUAUUGCUCCACAAACCGGGAUUAUAGAAAAGGGUUUCUUAUGCUACUUUGCCCUUUCUUUAAUUCCUGUCGAUGGAAGAAACGAAGAGAGAUAAAUCUAGCACAGGAAAACAGAUUGAGAGUAGCAAGUGGAGAAUUUGAAAUGGAAAAAUUUGACGGUGGUGUGAUGUUGACUUUUCGUAAUUUGGUCAAUCAAGGGUACGAAGUCGACGACUGCAAGCAACAGGAAACCAGUGGUGUUUGCAGUGAGCUUAUUUGA